Molecule: messenger RNA, 2395 nt
Organism: Agrilus planipennis (emerald ash borer)
Lineage: Eukaryota; Metazoa; Arthropoda; Insecta; Coleoptera; Buprestidae
Product: SIN3-HDAC complex-associated factor
Exons: 5
Coding region: 222-1271 (349 amino acids)
Biological process (GO): negative regulation of cell migration
Source: RefSeq, a predicted model, not a curated record
GCUUGAUCCAUUUUCCUUCAAAAAUUACUCAAAAUGUACAAAUAAUUUUACAAUGAUUCACACUGUAAAUGAAUGUCUGUGGCAUCAUUAAUAUAGUGCAGUGAGUGUCAUAUUAAAUUAUAUGUUAGUUAAGUUAUAAAACGUUAUAAUUUCUUGGCGUCCUAUCGGCUGUUUGGAGCAUUAUGAAGCAAACUGCUACGAUACCGUUUCAAAAUUGCUAAAUGCUAAAGGAGCGCCUGUGCAAGAUGUUUUCGUUUCAUAGGCCCAAAGUGUACAGGUCAACAACAGGAUGUUGUAUCUGUAAAGCAAAAUCGAGCAGUUCGAGAUUCACUGAUAGCAAAAAGUACGAAGAAGACUUUUUAGAAUGCUUCCAGUUGUCUACCCCACGACAAGGGGAGAUAUGUAAUGCGUGUGUUUUGUUGGUAAAGAGAUGGAAAAAAUUACCAGCAGGUUCUGACCGAAACUGGCGACAUGUGGUGGACGCUCGUGCAGGUCCCGGCAUGAAAUCGAUGACUAAGGUAAAGAGCAAGAACAAGAAUAAUGGAGACAAGUUGACGUCGAUAAAGAAGAAAAAGAAACAGGACCAGGAGGACGACCAUCGUCCACGACGUCAUCGUCCCGACGACGAUGAUUUUGAUCGUGAAUACAGUCCCGCGCUGUCGGACGAUAUCAAGAGUGACGGAGGCGUCCAGGAUGUCGAAAUGAACGACAUGGAUUUCGCAUCGUCUGACAACGAUCCCAGCAACCGAUCCAGCAGAACCGCGAGUCCAGGUGCAAGCGAUUAUGAAGAAGGUGCCCCAGGAUCAACUUCCCGUCACAGCAGUAGACGACUCAAGGGACAGGCCAAAAGACGGGACAAUUUACCUGAAAUCAGUGGAUUUGUUGAUCUGGAUUUUUGGACUAAGGAGAAGAUUUGCUGCGGAGUGAUUUUCAAAGCUCCAAACGGGGAAGUUUUGGUCGAUCCUAGGUUUUUAAAACCGUGCUCGGCCCGAUUGGCUAAGUGUCAAAAGAGGAGGGCGUCAUUGGAGAAGACCGAACUCGAAAUUAACGAUGCCGCUACUAAAGGAAAAAGCUACAGCGACACCAGCUCGGAUUCGGGGUAUGACGAGUCAUCUAACCAAGGUGCUGCUGAUCACGGAUCGGCUCUGUUCCCGAAAAAGCCCGAGAAACAGCAGACACCUGUCUCGUGUAGUAGUAAUAACGUUAACAGGAGCAUAACGUCGACAAUAGGUAAUGAUAACGAUCUAAUGCAUUCAAAAAUCGACAAUUAAUGUACGCUCUCUGUAGAUUGUUCUAAUUUAUUCGUUUACUGUUACUGAUUAGCGUUUAAGUAACUUAAGGCUUUGACAUUUUAUGUGUUUUUGGGAUACUGUAUUCCAAGUCUCUGUGGCACUUUCUGGGUACAUUUUAAAUCUAAUCCUUCAUAAAGACUAACAAAUGAAGGCUUUUUUCAGAGAUCACUUAGAAAGAACUUUUGUUUGUUAACAUGGAAAUCCAAACAAUUGUACAAUUUUUUUAGUUGCUCAAUUGUAAUAAUAACAACUGAAAGAAAUGUAUGUAAGUAAUUGAAUCUAUCAAAGCGUUUUUAGUUAACAAAACAGGACGAAAAGUAAUUAUUAAGUAGCAAACUUUUGUUCGUUAACUUGACAAUCGAAACUAUUGUAUAAUUUUUCAGUUGUUUAUUUUAUUUGCAAUAACAACUGAAAGAAAUGUAAGAAUGUCAUUGAAAUGUAGUAAGAGACGUUUAAAAUUGAGUUAAAUUUUGAUAAACUGGUAAGCGUAUUCUUUAAACAUAUAAAAUGUUAAUUUUUAAAGUACAAAAAUGAUGAAUGUAAAAAUGGACUUACUCAAUGGUACCGUCCUCGAUCUCCGUAACAGAGGAGUGGUAUUAUUGUAUAAGUUUUGCAAUAUUUUACAUUUAAAAAGCCGAAAAAAAAAAUAAUAAAUACUUAUACAAAUGUGCUCAUACGAAAUGGUCGUUGGGGACCAAGAAAAAUCUCUCUUUAGAACCAUCUACGAGAUGCCAUUACGAUUAUUGUUAAUAAUCAUACAAAACUGAACAGUAUUGACUUUUUAUCGUGGUAAUGUAAAAGGAUUCUUUUUAUCCUUGUUUUGUUGAACGUUAUUAUAAUAUAUUAUUCAUAAUCUCAUCUUCCUCCUCACCCUUUCACGUUCACCCCCCGUCUCCCUUUUAAAAGUACCCCACAGGUACCUUUUCCACCUACUGCCAACUUAUUAUAUAAGUCUUGUCGACACAACGUGUUCCUCGUUAAAAACUGCUUAAUAUAUUAUACAAAAAAUAAAACGAAACAAGCAACACACAAAGUAAAUAUAAGUAUUGUUUUGUAUGCAAUUGAAGAAGAUAUUUAUUAAUAUAUGACUAUGAUUAUAUGUA